Messenger RNA from Styela clava, 716 nucleotides. Lineage: Eukaryota; Metazoa; Chordata; Ascidiacea; Stolidobranchia; Styelidae. The record is from RefSeq and is a predicted model, not a curated record.
AGAACAUUUAAUAUUUGAAAGCGCGUUCAUUGUUUCGUGUUGAAGAUAAGAAUGAUGAAUAGAAUUAUUUUCAUUUGUGUGGUAUUAGCUUGCGUGUGGAAGCCUUCAUAUGCAAAAAAGAAAUGUGUACUACCAAGUCCACAGAAGAUAAACUGGAGCAGGCUAACUGGAAAGUGGUAUAAUAUUCUCAAUAGAAAGACUCCUGGAGACAGAUUAGUCAAAUGUUUACAACUGAGAGAUUUCGAAAAGAAUAAAGCGGGCUUCUCCUACGUUAUUGAAGACUAUCACUUGAAUACUGGAACGUACGGAGGUGUUAAAGUCAAUUUCAAGUUGAAAAAGUCAGGAAUUUAUACGCCUAUACCCAAAGUAGCAACAGGACUGAAAUGGUUGAAAAUCGUUGGGAAAGACACUCCUCAUCGCAGAGUUUCUAAGCCAGUCAAACACGAGUUGAUGGCAAUGUCGACUUCGAAUAUUGUCUUUCUCACUGACUACAAGAAUUAUGUCAUGGACAUCCGAUGCAGUGCAAAUGGAGAAAAGAUGAUUUGGGUUAUGAGUAGAAAUCCGCAUCCUGGACCAGAAGAUAUUCUUCGAAUAACUAACAAACUAAACAAAAUCGGAAGAGGUUGGAACGAUUUCCCUCUGUUCGUAACAGGAUGCACUAAAACUUCCGGCCUGCAUAAUUUUAAACAUGCAUAGAUGAGCCUGAUAUCACCAUA